GAUGCCACAUUAAUGUAGGUGCCGCAAAACUAACGUGGAAGAGAAGAAACAGGACUGUUAAAGAGUGAAUGUCUAAUGAAUGACCAUCUGGACAGUUAUCUUAGAAACCCUUUCGUAAUAAUAUUAACUCCAUGUAGCCAUUACUUAUAACGAUGAAUAAGACUUUGAGAACAUAGCAAGUGUUAGGGGGAAAAAUCACAUCCGGAAACCCCGGGCCGUGGAAAUUAUAGGCUAUGAUCUUUUCAUAAUCACGUGAUAGCCGUCUCACUUACAUAAAGAGUACAACGUACAAGAAAUAUUGUGUGUGUGAGAGAGAGAAUGUUUUUUUGUUUCAAUCUGAGUAGUUCUUUUCGUCAACGGAUUCAGGAGCGACGUGUGUCUGGCUGCGAUUGCUGCUACGUGCUGCGAGCGCAUGAUACCCUCAAACCGGACCUUGGUAAUGCUGACCCCAAAUAUUCCUUCCUGCGCUUAUCCGCGGCACUCCUUCUGCUCGGAGUUCCGUUUUCUCCUCUGGCUGCUGCCUGUGACUGUAACUCACUUGUCAAUGUCCAGUCAAUAUAAUAGCGCGAGUCGUUUUCCAGUUGUUCUUUUUAACUGUUGGCAAAAGUUUUUCUGACCGAGGUGUGCUCACAUGGGCAACUAGCAGUAGUUGGAUACGUUUCAGGGCAGGUGGACAGACUGUCAUGCAGGGUUCAUUCUUAUGUCAUAGCCACUGGGGGGCACUGCGUCAGCUGUUAGGCCUCUCUGUGGUAAGGGCACGCCUUAACAAGAAGACAGUAUGGCUGCACUGCAUGAUGGGCACCAUGCGACAGAGGAGCUCCUGCAGCCCUGCCCCUCUACUGAUGGCCAUGCCCACUCGUGCGCUCAUGGAUGAGCCGAUUAUGCUGGAGGCGCGGCACCUGCCCCCUCACUGUCCAAUCACAAUACGCGCCCGGAUGCGCAGUGAAGACGGAGACCUCUGGGAGGCACUGGCGCACUAUCACGCAGACGGGAGGGGUGUGGUGAACUUGUCCCGAGAUGAGGCGCAAGGAGGCUCGUACACUGGUCGUGAACCAAUGGGUCUUUUCUGGAGUCUGCUCCCAGCACCUGGAGAGAGAGAAGGCCUGAGGCUGAGGAAGAGGAACGUGGAGACCCCCUUCACUGUGCGCGUGUCACUGCUGCGAGGCCAUGUGUUGCCCCCCACAGCAUUGGGGUGUAGCCGAGAUGCUCGGGGACGAGACACUCAGGUGCAGGAGGAGGAGCUGGCUGCAGUGACAUUGGAGCGUUGGUACAUGGCUCCUGGCGUCCGCAGGGUAGCGAUUCGGGAAGGAGGGGUGGUGGGCACCCUGUUCCUACCCCCAGGCCCAGGUCCGUUCCCAGUGGUUCUGGACCUGUGGGGGAUGGGCGGGGGGCUGGUGGAGUAUCGAUCUGCUCUGCUGGCCUCACAAGGCUUUGCAUCCCUCGCUCUGGCCUACUUUGGGCACAGAGACAUUCCUGGGCCUCUCCACCGCAUCAAUGUGGGAGACGCCUACUUCUUGGCUGCGUUCCGACUGCUGCAGGAUCACCCCCAGCCCAGAUGUGUCAUUGGAAUCAAUGGGCCCAUGGGAAGCAUGAAUAAGCUGGUGGACUUUGGUGGGAAGGGAGAGAGCUUCCAGGAAGACCAGAAGCACUGGAGUUACGAUGAAGAGGGCUAUGUCAGCUUCAGAGGCGUGUCACUGCCUGCGAACAUCCCCCCCGACCACAUGGUGAAGAUAGAGGACCUGCGGUGCCCCCUUCUGUUGAUUGUGGGUGAAGACGACCUGAGCUGCGCCGCCAUGGAGAAUGCGGACAAGAUCGAGGAGGGGCUCCAGGCGGCUGGCAAAUCCCACCUAAUCACCCGUCUGUCAUACCCAGGAGCAGGUCACCUGAUUGAGCCUCCGUACUCGCCCAACGCCCGUUCUUCUUUGUGGAGCACCCGCCCCACCAAACUGAUCACUCUCUGGGGAGGACACCUUGGGCCGCAUGCUUAUGCCCAGGAGCACAGCUGGAAGAAGAUUCUGGAAUUUCUGGACCGUCAUUUGAGAGGGGGGAGUUAGCCGACCUUUGACUCCAUGGAGCCAGUGGUUCCACUUCACAAAAUGAGACUUCUUAAAAAAAAAAAAAAAAAAGCUGUUACCUUGAUGGAAAAUGGAGGCAGACAAAGAGGUAUACUUUAUAAACUGUGAUAACUGCUAUUGAUAAAUAAUAUUGCAGUGUUUAAUUAUAUAUGACUUGGUUAGUUAUAUAUGACUGACUGCAACAGUUAGACGUACACAAAUACAAUCAUAGUGAUUAAAAGUUCUUAGCCUAGAAACAUAACUUGAAUUAAACCACCUUGAUUAAAAAUGCUCUUGCUCUAAAUAAAAUGUGAAAAUCCACAAUGAAUGUGAAA
This is a messenger RNA of Megalops cyprinoides (Indo-Pacific tarpon), 2389 nucleotides long. RefSeq names its product bile acid-CoA:amino acid N-acyltransferase-like. The record is from RefSeq and is a predicted model, not a curated record. NCBI's taxonomy places the organism in Eukaryota, Metazoa, Chordata, Actinopteri, Elopiformes, Megalopidae. The transcript has 12 exons. The coding region runs from base 684 to 2054 and encodes 456 amino acids. Gene Ontology annotation, biological process: acyl-CoA metabolic process; fatty acid metabolic process. Gene Ontology annotation, molecular function: fatty acyl-CoA hydrolase activity.